CUCAAACCGCGGCUUGGCGGCUGGGACAGGGCUGUGGCUGCGAGGCUUGGGUCUACCCCGCGGAUCCAGGGUCGGGAGUCGGAGCCGCAGGUGCAGGAAAGGGCAGGGCAAGUGGCACGUUUCUAGUGCACGUUCUCUUUGCUUCGGGAGAUUGCUUAGCCGCGCUUUGGAGAGGUUUGCCUCAGCUCUGAGCCCAUCUGAUAAGUGAGCAAACUGAGGCCGAGAAGUGGGAGGCGCUACCAUCUGCAGGGUCAGGCAACCCGCUCCGGGGAGACUGGGCACCAAGACUUCGGGGUCGGUUUUCCUAGGCCAGCUUGGGUCUGUGGGCGUCGGGAGCACGGGCCCCGCUCCGUUCCCUGCACCCUCCGCCCCAUCGCACCCCUCGCCGCUGCAGGAGGCUCCCUAAAGGAGGAGCUCCGCACGCGUAGGAGGAGCCAGGGCAGCCCCUGGGAGCGGGGACACAAUCCUCUGGGAUUUAGAGUAGAAGCAGAGCCCGGGAGGAACCCCGUCAGCCGGGCAGGCAGAAAGCUUCGGGAGCAGCCUCAUGGAAGACAAGCAGAUCCUGUGCGUGGGGCUAGUGGUGCUGGACGUCAUCAGUCUGGUGGACAAGUACCCUCAGGAGGACAUGGAGAUAAGAUGCAAAUCCCAGAGAUGGCAGCGUGGAGGCAACGCAUCCAACUCCUGCACCGUUCUCUCCCUGCUCGGAGCCCCCUGCGCCUUCAUGGGCUCACUGGCCCCCGGCCAUGUUGCUGAUUUUGUCCUGGAUGACCUCCGUCGCUAUUCUGUGGACCUACGCUACACAGUCUUUCAGACCACAGGCUCCGUCCCCAUCGCCACGGUCAUCAUCAACGAGGCCAGUGGUAGCCGCACCAUCCUAUACUCCAACAGCUUCCUGGUGGCUGACUUCAGGCGGCGGGGCGUGGAUGUGUCUCAGGUGGCCUGGCAGAGCACGGGGGAUACCCCCAGCUCUUGCUGCAUCAUCAACAACUCCAAUGGCAACCGUACCAUUGUGCUCCACGACACGAACCUGCCAGAUGUGUCAGCUAAGGAUUUUGAGAAGGUUGAUCUGACCCGGUUCAAGUGGAUCCACAUUGAGGGCCGGAACGCCUCAGAGCAGGUGAAGAUGCUGCAGCGGAUAGAUGAGCACAAUGCCAGGCUGCCUCCGGAGCAGAGGAUCCGGGUAUCCGUGGAGGUGGAAAAGCCCCGCGAGGAGCUGUUCCAGCUGUUUGGCUACGGAGAUGUGGUGUUUGUCAGCAAAGACGUGGCCAAGCACUUGGGGUUCCAGUCAGCAAAGGAAGCCCUGAGGAGCUUGUACAGUCGCGUGAGGAAAGGGGCUGUGCUCAUCUGUGCCUGGGCUGAGGAGGGCGCCGACGCCCUGGGCCCUGAUGGCAAAUUGCUCCACUCGGAUGCUUUCCCGCCACCCCGCGUGGUAGAUACUCUGGGGGCUGGAGACACCUUCAAUGCUUCUGUCAUCUUCAGCCUCUCCCAGGGGAAGAGCAUGCAGGAGGCACUGACGUUCGGCUGCCAGGUGGCCGGCAAGAAGUGUGGCCUACAGGGCUUCGAUGGCAUCGUGUGAGGGGCAUGCAGCAGGAGGCACCAGGUCGUCACCCCCUCGGAGGCUGGCACCACUGCUGCCGUUGCCUUCUCCCCUCCGUCCAGCCUGGCAUCUGGGCUGCCCUGCUCCUUGGGCAGAUGCAGGUUGUGGGGAGGACUCACCUGUGUCCUGUGUCCCCCACACAUCUCUCCCUGUGGAGCCUCAGAGCAAAUAAACCUUCCCCUG
Messenger RNA from Propithecus coquereli (Coquerel's sifaka), 1780 nucleotides. RefSeq names its product ketohexokinase (fructokinase) (gene KHK). The transcript has 9 exons. Gene Ontology annotation, molecular function: ketohexokinase activity. Gene Ontology annotation, biological process: fructose metabolic process. The record is from RefSeq and is a predicted model, not a curated record. Lineage: Eukaryota; Metazoa; Chordata; Mammalia; Primates; Indriidae. Bases 545 to 1576 code for a protein of 343 amino acids.